Drosophila pseudoobscura is the source of this 1547-nucleotide messenger RNA. Its product is annotated as odorant receptor 42a-like. Gene Ontology annotation, biological process: detection of chemical stimulus involved in sensory perception of smell; sensory perception of smell. Lineage: Eukaryota; Metazoa; Arthropoda; Insecta; Diptera; Drosophilidae. Gene Ontology annotation, cellular component: plasma membrane. The coding region runs from base 12 to 1241 and encodes 409 amino acids. The record is from RefSeq and is a predicted model, not a curated record. The transcript has 3 exons. Gene Ontology annotation, molecular function: olfactory receptor activity; odorant binding.
GAGGAGUCAGGAUGGUGCUGCGUAAAAUCUUCCCGGCCAUGUACACGCUGUCGGAGGAGGCCCCGGCCUGCUCUCGGAAUGGGACUCUGUACUUGAUGCGCUGCAUCUUUGUGAUGGGAGUGCGAAAGCCACCGGCUCGAUUCUUCGUGGCCUACUGCCUGUGGUCUAUCGUCAUGAACCUCAGCUCGACGUUCUACCAGCCCAUCGCCUUUCUGACUGGGUACAUCAGCCAUCUGUCUGAACUCUCCGCGGGGGAGUUACUCACCUCCCUUCAGGUGGCCUUUAACGCCUGGUCCUGCUCCGCCAAGGUCCUGAUCGUCUGGGCGCUCGUCAAGCACUUCGACGAUGCCAACGACAUUUUGGACGAAAUGGACAGGCGCCUCACUCAACCCAGCGAACGCCUCCGAGUACAUCGUGCCGUUUCCAAGAGCAACCGAAUCUUCUUCAUCUUCAUGACCGUCUACAUGUCGUACGCCACCAACACGUGCCUCACUGCCAUCGCGAAUGGGAAACCGCUCUACCAAAACUACUAUCCGUACCUCGACUGGCGCUCCAGCUCGUUGCACCUGGGUCUGCAGACGGGCUUAGAGUACUUUGCCAUGGCCGGUGCAUGCCUGCAGGACGUCUGUGUGGACUGUUAUCCCGUCAACUUUGUCCUCGUGCUCCGUGCCCACAUGUCCAUUUUCGCGGACCGCCUAAGACAGUUGGGCAGCGACCCUGAGGAGAGCCCCGAGCAGCGCUACGAGCAACUAAUUCAGUGCAUCCAGGACCACAAGACCAUACUGCGUUUUGUGGAUUGUUUGCGACCCGUGAUUUCGGGCACCAUUUUUGUGCAGUUCCUGGUUGUGGGCCUGGUCCUUGGCUUCACACUCAUCAACAUUGUGCUGUUCGCCAAUCUGGGAUCGGCCAUUGCCGCCCUGUCCUUCAUGGCCGCUGUUCUGCUGGAGACCACUCCGUUCUGCAUUCUCUGCAACUACCUCACGGACGACUGCUACAACCUGGCGGACGCUCUUUUCGAGUCGAACUGGAUCGAUGGCGAGCAGCGCUACAAGAAGACGCUCAUGUACUUCCUGCAGAAGCUCCAGCAGCCCAUCAAGUUCAUGGCCAUGAACGCUUUUCCCAUUUCCGUGGGCACCAACAUUGUUGUCACCAAGUUUUCGUUCUCAGUCUUUACGCUGGUCAAGCAAAUGAAUAUUGCGGAGAAGCUGGCCAAGGUCGAAGGGGAAGCCGAUUUUAAUUAAUCAGUGAAAUUUAAAAGCGAAUAUUUGUCUAGCAAACGCAGAGCACACAGCAAGCACUGAACGUACUAUUGAAGGAUUUUGAAGUAACUUUAUCCUCUUCAGAGGAAAAAGGUUUUCAGCUUCAAACGAAAGCAGAGAAAAGAGAGACGGAAGCACAGCGCUGUUUUCCGCAAACAGAAAUGAUUGAAAUUGUAGAUACCUUUGGGUGGACAAUGCUCCUUGGGAGGACACUCAUUCCCAAAGGUUCGGGCAGCACUCUCGCCAUGCACUGAACAAAUUUACUAAAACUAAAAAAACCUUUUACGA